AUGGUUAACAAAUUCCACUCCAAGUUCUUUCAAGUGGCGGAGAAAGUGACCACACUUACAUUGUGUAAAGAGAAGCAACAAGAAAGUGAAGACAUCCUUGACUAUGUCAAAAGGUUUCAGAACAAGGCCGUGGAUUGUCAUGAAGCAGUUGAGGAGAGUUAUCUGGUUCAAAUUUGUCUAGAAGGGGCAUUGAGCAGGUACCAAAUAUUUCUAGUUAAUCACAAGCUACCCACCUUCUCAGCAUUAAUAGAAGCAGCUCGGAACAUUAGCAUUCCUCAGGCUCAGGAGUCCGGAUUUAAGGCCAGUUACAAGACUAGCUUCAAAUCGUCUCGUGGACAUAUUGUUGUUGCUGCCUCUGCCCCAGAUACCCGAAAGUCACAAGGAGGAGGUCAUAGAGGCCAGAAGAGAAAGCAAUAUAAUGGUGAAAAGGGGAAUGUUUCUUAUCCAUAUGGAAUCGAGGAAGUAAAAACUCUAGUUAAGGAAUGGGUGGCUGACGGAGAGCUAAAAUUGCCUUAUGUUGAAGAAAUGCCAUCAAAAAAGGACCGCGAGAGCCCUGAAUUUUGUGUCUACCAUCGUACAUUGAAACAUCCGACAGAGAAGUGUUGGACUCUCAGGAAAAUCUUCAGAGAUAAAGUUGAGGCAGACAAAUUGAGGUUCAAAAGGCAAGGGACUCAAGAUAUCCGAGAACAACCAUAUCCUCAGCACCAAGACAAUGGCAAGAAUGUUGCUAUGAUAGCUUAUGAAGGCCCGAUGAUUGAGGCUAUCGCCAAUCUUGAUGACGAUGAUUAUUAUCUAGACGACAUCCUCGAGCCAGAGGGUGAGCAAGUUUACUAUGGAAGUGCUCUCAAUCCAGAGGGCAGAACAUUUAUGACUCAUGGCGAAGAUCCCUUUGAUCCAGAAGGAGGAGAAGAAUACUAUGGAAGAGGAGGACACCAUGUUUAUGUAGCAUCUUAUUUUGAAGAGACCGAGGAGAUGGUUAACUACGAGCCUCCAAGAGUGGAAAAAGAUACGGAUCACUAUGCCAAAACCCUGCAAGACUGUGUAAAGUUCAAACAGUUCUUUGACCAGCUUGGACUUUCCAGGGAGGCAAGAACGGAAAUCACCAAGUCUAUCAUUAAUAUAGCCGAGGCACACCAUGAGGAAUGCAUGUCGACUGAGGGGUCUAUCCCGAGGAAGGCAAAAGAGCAAUCUAGUGCCAUUACUUUCUCCGAGGCUGAUCGAAAGUAUCCUUUUUCUCACAAUCGCCCGCUUUAUGUGACUGCUUUUAUUAACGGGGUUGAGUUCAAAAGGGCCUUUCUAGAUAGUGGAGCCUCUAUCAACAUUAUGACUCGCGCUACUCUAAAAAAGGCCGGAAUCUCUAAAGAACGCAUUGUGAAGCAGCCGAUAGUCAUCACUGGCUUCGGUGGAGAAAGGAGAGUUACUAUCGGAUGCGUAACAGUUGAUUUAGCCGUUGGAGAGAUUCGCUCGGCCACCAAGUUCCAUAUUAUCGAUUCUGAGGCAAAUUAUCACAUCAUUCUAGGGAGGACCUGGAUGCAUAGAUAUGGGGCUGUACCAUCAAGUUAUCAUCAGUGUGUUAAGGCUAAAUGGGGAAAGAAGACGGUGACAAUUCAGGCUACAGAAAGGCCGUUCGAGAUCCAUGAAGCUCAUUAUUCUGAUGCCAUCAGUUACGCCAAAGGGGUCAAAUGGACAUGA
This is a messenger RNA of Camellia sinensis, 1692 nucleotides long. The record is from RefSeq and is a predicted model, not a curated record. NCBI's taxonomy places the organism in Eukaryota, Viridiplantae, Streptophyta, Magnoliopsida, Ericales, Theaceae.